Molecule: messenger RNA, 1639 nt
Organism: Alligator mississippiensis (American alligator)
Lineage: Eukaryota; Metazoa; Chordata; Crocodylia; Alligatoridae
Gene: MSC
Product: musculin
Exons: 2
Coding region: 155-754 (199 amino acids)
Biological process (GO): skeletal muscle tissue development; regulation of transcription by RNA polymerase II
Molecular function (GO): protein dimerization activity; RNA polymerase II transcription regulatory region sequence-specific DNA binding; DNA-binding transcription factor activity, RNA polymerase II-specific
Source: RefSeq, a predicted model, not a curated record
CACCCCGCCCGCCGGCGCUUCGCCCCGCCGCCACCUGAGCCGUACAUAUAGCGCUGUCUGACGGCGCGGCCCGCCCGGACGUGCCGGGCUGCGGGGGGGGCGGGGGGGAGCGCUGGGCGGGGCGGGGCGGACUGCCGGCGGCCGCGCUGCUGCCAUGUCCACGGGCUCCGGCAGCGACGCCGAGGAGCUGCCCGACAUGGCCCUGCGGGGGCUGCAGCUGGGCUGCCCGGCGGUGCCCGCCCCGCGCCCGCCGCGCGCCCGCCUCUGCCCCGCGCCCGACGCCUCCUCGGCGGCGGAGGAGGACGAGGAGGACGAGGACGAGGACGGCGGCGGCGGCUGCAAGAGGAAGCGGGCGCGGGCGGGGGCGCCGGGGGGCAGGCGGCCGGGGCCGGGGCCGGGGCCGGGGCCGGGGCCGGGGCCGGGCCGGGGCGCGGCGGCCGAGGGCAAGCAGUCGCAGCGCAACGCGGCCAACGCGCGCGAGCGGGCCCGCAUGCGGGUGCUGAGCAAGGCGUUCUCCCGCCUCAAGACCAGCCUGCCCUGGGUGCCGCCCGACACCAAGCUCUCCAAGCUGGACACGCUGCGCCUCGCCUCCAGCUACAUCGCGCACCUCCGCCAGCUGCUGCAGGACGAGCGCUACGACCCCGGCUACGUGCACCCCGUCAGCUUGACUUGGCCGUUUGUGGUUUCAGGAAGACCAGAAUCAGACCCCAAAGAAAUUUCUGCUGCUAGCAGAUUAUGUGGAACUACAGCUUAGUUGAAGUAAACUAUUUCCCCUCCCUCCCGGAUAUUUUUAAGAACUGUGAUUUUUACAGGCACAAAACAAGUAGAUGGUGACAAGCCACCAUCUCCAACAAAUGAUCUUAAAUCUGUGUACCUACCCUGCCACAUAAAGGGAAAGCAAAAAGGGAGGAGGUGAGAUGGGGAUUUCUCUGAACUGGCUGCAGCAGCUGAAGUCUGGAAUUUGGAAAGGCCUUACUUUUGCUGCAUUACCACUGCCUGAGGACCUGUUGUUUUGAGGCUUUUAAACUAAUGAAAAAGGAGUAUAAUGUUUAUAGAAUUAACAGCAUGGACCAAAAUACAACUCUACGAUCUAACAGUGUUAUUUGUAUUCCAAAGAAAAGCAGUAUUCUAGAGUAGGUUUCAAACUUGGAUAGAUUUAUAAUAUAUUUUGAUGGCUUUUGUAUUUGUGGAUUCUAUUUACUGCAGCUAUGCAAUACAUGUAGUCCUACUACUUUUGUCUUUGUAACUAAACUUUCCUUAAAGACCUCUAAGUAGCAUAAACUAGGUCUUGCUAAUUAGGUUAUGGCCAUUGGAAUUAGAUUAUCACCCUUGUUUAUGUAUUACGGUGCCUUUCACAAAAGUGGGGGACUAUUUAAGCAGAGUUUCCAUGCCUUAACUUGGAAGGAGAAUUAGUCUACAGUUAGGGUCCAUGCAUUUAAAGGAACAGUUUUGUAUCAAACAAUACAAUUUACAUUUUUCCUAUCACAUUAUGCUCACCUAUGGAGUAUGUUAACCUGACUUCUAGUGACAUUUCUUCAGCAAUUGAAGUGUUUGUAAUGAGAAAAUGCCAUCAAAUGAGUUGCAAAUUGUAAAUAAUUUUAUUUUUUUAUAAAUGACAUUAAAAUCUUUCUUACAAUUA